AAAUAAUAAAGAAAAACAUAUUCGCCGUUCAGUUCCCCCACCCCAAAUCGGCGAUCCUUGAAUCGUUGCCAACCAAUCUCCGUUGCCGAUCCACUUCAACCGCCGCUGCCAGUCAGUCUAUCCACCGAUCUGAUUACCGGAACCUGCUGACUGAUAUUCAAUUAUCCAUUAACUCAAAAGGGUUUUUCUGACGAUGGGAUUGAGUAAAACUGAAAUCAAUUUUAGACGAUUGCUAGCAGCCGCUCCUCAACAACAUCAUCAAUCCAAACUUAUUCAUUAUGUUAGCACUCUAAGAGAGCUGUUGGAGCAACUCGCUGCAGAGAGAACACCGGAAGGAUUACCGAGAAUUUCAAAAGCUACAUUGAGUGAUUACUCUGAGAAAAUUGAAGCAAUUGCUGCCAACUUGGCUUCUUCAGAAUUGAACAUUGAAGAAUCUCCAGAGCCACUAACUACCGAAAUUUCUGUCAACCGAAAGACUACAAAAACGGAAGAACACAGUGUCUCCCCUUCUGCAGGGUUGAGAAGAAGAGUGGUACCCCCUUCGACUGUUGAAGACAGAAGCCAAAAUACAGAUGAUGCAACUGAUUCAGCUGCUAUAAAAUUGGAUGCUGCAGCACAGGCCCAUAUUACAAAGCACAGGAAGCUCCAAGAAGACUUGACUGAUGAAAUGGUUGGGUUAGCACGGCAGCUUAAAGAGAGUACUCUCAUGAUGAAUCAAUCCAUAAAAAACACCGACAAAAUUCUUGACUCAACAGAGGAAGCAGUCGAGCGUAGCUUAGCGAGUACGGGACGAGCCAAUACACAGGCAAUGGAUAUAUACUCUCAGAGUUCCAAGACUUCAUGCUUCACAUGGCUUGUGAUGCUUCUGAUGACAUGCAUCUUUGUCAUGGUGGUUCUUCUUAUCAAAGUCACAUAAAUAUUUGUAUAUUGAGUUAACUGCCAUUUUCGUCC
Molecule: messenger RNA, 951 nt
Organism: Helianthus annuus (common sunflower)
Lineage: Eukaryota; Viridiplantae; Streptophyta; Magnoliopsida; Asterales; Asteraceae
Exons: 8
Coding region: 194-916 (240 amino acids)
Biological process (GO): retrograde vesicle-mediated transport, Golgi to endoplasmic reticulum
Cellular component (GO): endoplasmic reticulum; SNARE complex
Molecular function (GO): SNAP receptor activity
Source: RefSeq, a predicted model, not a curated record